Messenger RNA from Artibeus jamaicensis (Jamaican fruit-eating bat), 1464 nucleotides. RefSeq names its product transmembrane protein 100 (gene TMEM100). The coding region runs from base 298 to 702 and encodes 134 amino acids. The transcript has 3 exons. Gene Ontology annotation, biological process: cellular response to BMP stimulus. Lineage: Eukaryota; Metazoa; Chordata; Mammalia; Chiroptera; Phyllostomidae. The record is from RefSeq and is a predicted model, not a curated record.
GUCCCUACAGCAGUGAUUUGCAUCUCCCUCUCUGGGUUGCUGUUGGCUGGAGCUGGCAGCUGCCUCAGUCCGACUCUGGCUGGGAAAGAGGAGAUCCCUGUCCUGUCAUUUUAUUGACAGGCGUGCUGUUAUGGACUCUUUUCCCAGAAGUUGACCAGGAAAAGCUGAAGCGCUGAAGUGUUUCCCCACCGAGUCUGCUGGUUUCCCUGGUAAUGGCUUGCUUCUCUCUGAGCCCCCACCCUGGUGAGAACACCCACGUCUAGUCUGUGAACUCAGCGAGGAAACACUGCUGUAAAAAUGACCGAAGAGCCCAUCAAGGAGAUCCUGGGAACCCCAAAGUGUCCCAAGCCAGGGACAGUGGAGAAGAGCCCCAAGGGUGAGGUCGUGGUCACUACGGUUCCCCUGGUCACUGAGGUCCAGCUGAUGGCCGCCACGGGGGGCGCUGAGCUCUCCUGCUACCGCUGCCUCAUCCCCUUCGCCGUGGUGAUCCUUAUCACUGGGAUCGUGGUCACCGCAGUGGCCUACAGCUUCAACUCCCAUGGCUCCAUCAUCUCCAUCCUGGGCCUGGUCCUUCUGUCGUCGGGACUUCUUUUGUUAGCCUCCAGUGCCUUGUGCUGGAAGGUGAGACAGAGGAACAAAAAAGCCAAAAGACGGGAGAGUCAGACGGCUCUGGUGGCAAAUCAGAGAAGCUUAUUUGCUUAGGGAGACCAGGUGGGGUAUUCGGCCUGAACAUCCUGCUCUCCCUGCAUCAGCCAGUCCUGCCAGAACUCGUGUGGGAGAUGAUGGGCUUGGCAUCCACCAGGCCAGAGGAACGGGAGCGGACAGAGGGUGGGAGGGCGGAGGGGGUUCUCCUGGGCAAGGAACAGCUUGUAUCUUCUUUAAUGACAAACUUAACUCCAAGGGCUCUUUCUCAGAUUGUAAAUGCAGUUUUUUCUUCACAUGAAUGAUGGUCAGGGUCAUGGGAGGUAUGCACCAUUAGCCAACAUUUGGUUCACCUUGGAAAGUAGCCAAGAGAAGAAGAGAAAAUAAUCAGACGGUUCUGGCAUACCAGUGGCCCACCUCCAAAAGAAAUAACCCACACGGCUGAGAAGCUGCAUCAGAAAACGUUCUGCGGAGAGUCUACGUGGCCUUGGACUUGGCGUCCUUCUAUGAAAUUCUGUGAUGACUUCUUUUUUCAAUAAGUUGAUCGUCUGGCACCUGUUUUAUUUUUCACCUUCAGGAACUCAUAAUUGGUGGUACUUUCUCUUGAAGAAUAAACUAAUAUUUUUUAUGUUUUAACAUGGGACAGUUUUAGCUGAUUAUAAAUGAUGUGUCAGAAGAGAGGUCAACGGUGUAGCUCCUAGAUGACGUAGGGAGGGCAUUAUAUUAAUAUUAAAAUAAUCCAACAUAGCACUUUUGAUGAUUUUUAUAUUAAAGUUUAAUGUACCUUUCAUUUGAAAUAAUAAAUACUCAUUGCUGCUGAAA